This is a messenger RNA of Pygocentrus nattereri (red-bellied piranha), 3121 nucleotides long. RefSeq names its product katanin p80 (WD repeat containing) subunit B 1 (gene katnb1). The transcript is spliced from 19 exons. Gene Ontology annotation, molecular function: microtubule binding. The record is from RefSeq and is a predicted model, not a curated record. Gene Ontology annotation, cellular component: katanin complex. NCBI's taxonomy places the organism in Eukaryota, Metazoa, Chordata, Actinopteri, Characiformes, Serrasalmidae. The coding region runs from base 820 to 2883 and encodes 687 amino acids. Gene Ontology annotation, biological process: microtubule depolymerization; microtubule severing.
UAUUGUUAGCAAUCAAUCAGAAACCCCGGUCUCUUUACAAGACGCAUAGAGUAUGCGCUGAUACAAACUAAGAACAGGCAUACAUGGUGGAUUACUACUUAAACUUAACAGAACUCAUAGUAAUAGUAAUGUACUUUUAUACUAAUGUACUCGUGCAGGAUUUUCGUGAGAGAAAGCGCCAUGUUCACGGCACCGGACGACUGCAGCAUGCAAGUGUAUUAGCAUUGGUGUAGAAUCCUAUAGUUUGGGAGGCGAUGAGAUACAAAGGCUAACUUUAGUCUGCUUCCUAUAACGCCUGACAGGUUAAUAUUGCGGGCUAACGCUAACUAAUAAACUGAGAAGCUAUUCAACUAACCCAAGCACUGAGUAAAAAACUGAAUAGACGCAAUUGUGACUGUCUAAGCCUGCUGGUUCAAUAAUGCUAGCGAAUGUGCCUAUGUAAAGCAAUUAAGAUAACUAGCUAACGUUAGUUCGCCGUGGUCCUUUCAAACUUCUUCACUUUGGGUUUGGUGACGUUAGAUUACUAGCUAAGUCAAAGGGGCAAAUGCUAGGUAAAAGAGUCACUUAAUCGCAUUAAAACAUGUUUUAAAACGCUUAUUGUCAGCAUUGAAUGAUAUAUUGUGCUUGUGUGUUUUGUAUUAGAUGGCCAUCAGGUAAAAGAAGAAUAAGUUAGACUGAUUACGUUCUUCACUAACAAUUCAACCCACACGUUUUACGGCAAAUAUGUGUAGACGAGCUAUUUGAUUCUGUCCAAUGAUGAACCAAGCAUUCCGUUUUGUACUAGUAGCAUCCUGAAGAGUACUUAACGUCGUCUUCAUUAUGGCGCUGUCAAGUGUCACCAAAACUUCGUGGAAGCUCCAGGAUAUGGUGGCUCACUCAAGUAAGGUGUCUUCGCUGGUGCUGGGUAAAUCCUCAAGCCGUUUGCUGGCUACUGGGGGAGAAGACUGCAGAGUAAACAUCUGGGCUGUCAACAAACCUAACUGCAUCAUGAGUUUGACAGGUCACACUAGCCCUGUGGUGUGUGUUCAGUUUAGUAGCUCUGAAGAGCAAGUGGUGGCUGGUUCUGAAUCAGGUUCUCUGCGAGUUUGGGACCUUGAAGCUGCCAAAAUACUCCGUACAUUAAUGGGACACAAGGCUAAUAUUUGCAGUCUAGACUUUCAUCCUUUUGGGGAAUACCUUGCUUCUGGCUCUGUGGAUACUAACAUUAAGCUGUGGGAUGUAAGAAGGAAAGGAUGUGUGUUCAGGUAUAAGGGUCAUACUCAAGCAGUACGUUGUCUAGCCUUUAGUCCAGAUGGAAAGUGGCUUGCUUCAGCAAGUGAUGACGCCACAAUCAAGCUGUGGGAUCUAACAGCUGGAAAGAUGAUCACAGAAUUUACAGAACAUACAUCAGCAGUCACCGUGGUCCAGUUUCACCCUAAUGAGUACCUUCUGGCCUCAGGGAGUGCUGACAGGACAGUAAAGCUGUGGGAUUUGGAGAAAUUCAAGAUGGUUGGCUCAUCAGAGGGAGAAAGAGGACCUGUAAGGUGUGUGCUGUUCAGUCCUGAUGGCAGCUGUUUGUACAGUGGCUCAGAGGACAAUUUGCAAGUUUAUGGCUGGGAGCCAGACCGCUGCUUUGAUGUGGUGCAUGUUGGAUGGGGCAAAGUGGCUGACUUUGCAGUCUGCAACAGUCAAAUGGUUGGUGUGUCAUGCGGCCAGAUGAAUGUCAGCUUGUAUAUUGUGGAUCUCAACCGGGUGAAGAAAUCAGGAUCUUUAAUCCAAGGACUGAGUCAGGAUGAUAAGCCGCUCGCAGUGCCCACUUCUAAAGGAGCAACGCUGCGCCGUAAUUAUGAGAGACCCACCACAUCCUGCAGCAGACAAAAAAUGAAACAGAAUUCAGAUGCAGACAGGCGCAGUCCAGAGGGGGAGAGGCGUAGUCCAAGCAGUGAGGAUGAGCAUGAUGACAAGGAGAGCAGUGCAGAAAUCACAAACCCUGAUGAUUACAAAGAAAUCUUUCAGCCUCACAACGCUAUCUUACGCACUCCUCCCAAAAGAAAUGAAACCUUCCCUGCACCAGUGGAAGAUGAGUGCUUUCCUGUGAAGCCCUGUGCAGCUGGAGAGGUUACUCCAGUACAUGACAAGUCCAAGGCCCCAAAUGUCUCCUCCACUCCUGUCCUGAGAGUGGAGCCCACAGUGGUGGCCUCCAUACCAUCACAUCCUAUGUCUGUGGUAACUGCAUCUCUUGCACUGCCUUCAAGGCGUAUUGUAACUACAUCCAAACCCAAAUCAAGUCCAGCAGUUAUCCCCUCCACACGUAAUGAGCCAGUUGGGCUUAAUGUGGGUGAUUUCUUAACGCCUGCACGAAGUGGCAAGACAAGUGUCACAGCAGAUGAAGAGGCAUUGGCUCAGAUCAGAAAAGGGCAUGAAACUAUGUGUGUGAUGUUGACCAGUCGAUACAAAAACCUCGACACAGUACGUGCUGUCUGGGCUGCUGGAGACAUCAAGACUUCACUUGACUCUGCUGUUUCCAUGAAUGAUCUCUCCAUUGUGGUGGACAUUCUUAACAUUGUCAAUCUCAAACCAUCACUUUGGAAACUGGACACUUGCACCACCAUCUUGCCUCAGAUUGAAGAGCUGCUGCAGAGUAAAUAUGAGAGUUAUGUGCAAACUGGAUAUUUGUCUUUGAAACUGAUUCUGAAGCGCUUUUGGCCAUUGAUUUCAGACACACUGACUGCUCCUCCGUCUGUUGGAGUGGACAUUACACGAGAAGAGAGGCAUCAGAAGUGCAAGGCAUGCUAUAAGCAGCUAAAAAACCUCAGUAAUGUAGUCAAGAACCGGGCAGAUCAAGUCGGCCGCCAUGGCAGCAUGUUUAAAGAACUGCAGCUACUGAUGGCCCCAUUGGACUAAUUACACAUUUUGGAAUCAUACACAUGAAGCUUGGUCUGAAUAAAUACUGGGCAAAUGCAUUGACAUCUGUGUGUGACCAGUCAUUAAAGAUUUAGGCUGUUUAUGGUUAAUCAUUGUGUCUCCAGGCUAUAGGCAACAGUCCUUAAAAGUAAAAAAAAAAAAAGACCCCUAAAAUAAAUUUGCAAUGUUGAUGUUAUGUAUAAAUGUUCUUUCCCAAUAAAAUGCAUCCUUGAUCAUU